AAUGUUGACAGUUGUUUAAAAACUUAAAAAGUGACAAAAACGGAACGAAAACUAAAAGAUACACUGAAUUUAUUUUUCUUGAAAUACUUGUAGUUCAAUAUGGAGGAAUAUAAUUUCAUUUAAAAAGUGUAAUUCAUUAAUCGGACACUAAAUGAUGAGUGUAUAUUUUAUUAUCUUGGUAUUUGUUAUUGUUGGUUAAUAUGUAUACAUUAAAAGGAAUAUUUCCUGAACCUAAAAAGGAAAAAAAGAAUUUCAUCAAAGAGAAUAUGAAACAGUUGAAGUUAAUACAGAACAAAUCACCGAAAGAGCCUAAAUUAACUUUAAAAUCGUCAAAUCCAUCGCGUCUCACAACACCAGUAACCACUAACACACUGGGACCAGUCAAAUCUUCCCCGUCAAACAAAAGUGGUAAAACCACAUUAAAUGUCGGUAAAACUAGUUUAUCAAACCGAAAGAAAGUCACCGAUGUCAGGAUGAAGAAAGGUGACAUGGCCGAAUUUCUACGGAGGAAAGAAAUGAGGGAAGCAAAGCAGCAAGAAGAAUCAUCGUGUGACGAAAUCCAGUCUUCUGGGUCAUCUAGUCGCUUACGAGAUAUCGGUUGCCAGACAAUUGAGUCAAAUUUAUCACAGAAGUUAAUGGAAAGUACAAAGCUAACUAUGCUGUAUCCGACAAAGGAAGGUAAUGACACAGAAGCUAAGAUGAAAGCUAGUGGAGACUCGAGGAGUGCAAGAAGCCCUCCUCUAGUGUCUCAUUCACCUCGUAGAGCCGGGGAUGAUAUCAUGGACGAAAGGAAUCGGAGCCGCCUGAAUGCUAUUUUAGAUAGGAAGGAUAGUAAAGAUCCUUAUUUACCUCCAGGUUACCAGAAAGGAGUUUUGCCUAAGUAUCUCCGUGAUAGAAAAGAUAGUGUCAAGGAAGAUACAAAGGUUGAUGAUGGCAACACAAUGUGUCCCGCUGGCCACGUAACUCUCCCUGACAAUGAAAGGAAGGAAACUUUGAGGAUGCUUAGAAAAAGUUUUGCCGAGUUAGUAAAUGAAUUAAACAAAAUGCCAGUAAAAACUGACACGCUGCGAAUGAGAAAUAGAAAAAUGGAACUAGAAAAGCAACUUGCGAAAUUGGAAGAAGGCAUCAAAGUUUUCUCAAGACCAAAAGUAUUUGUCAAAAUAGGAGAGUAAAUAGAAAGUCUUGAUGUUCAUAUAAAUUUUUAUCAUUUAAAAUUACUUGUAAAACAACGAAAUAUAUUUUUUUAACGCAUUCCUAUUAGAUUUCUAAAUUGACAUAACAUUCGUGAAUUUAAUGUGUAAAUAACUUUCUCAAUCGUUUAAUUUUAAUCCGUCCGUAAAUUUUAAAGUUACCGAAAAAUUUUAAAUGUGAAAUUUUUGUGAUAUGUUGUAAGUUAAAUGUAAUUUAGAAUAAUUGUACGUUUCUUGUAAUUAUAUGUUUUUAUGAUUUACAGUGAUUCUAUCUUUUGGAAUUUGAAAUAUAACCAUAUAUUAUUUAGGUAUA
Molecule: messenger RNA, 1503 nt
Organism: Melitaea cinxia (Glanville fritillary)
Lineage: Eukaryota; Metazoa; Arthropoda; Insecta; Lepidoptera; Nymphalidae
Product: enkurin domain-containing protein 1-like
Exons: 4
Coding region: 201-1172 (323 amino acids)
Cellular component (GO): cytoplasmic microtubule
Source: RefSeq, a predicted model, not a curated record